AUGCCUCCACCGCUGGUACGACGCGCUUAUCAGAUGACUCUUCUUGGUGUCUUUCUCGUUCGAAAGAGCGAGCUCAUAUCUGUAGAUUGCAUGUUCUCGUAUCGUACUAUACUCUUUACGCGUUUGAUUGUGUUAAUUGGUAUAGAGCCUAACUGUGGCUGUGGGUCAUCAACUCCAGUAUCAACGUCAGAAAGUUUUAAGGACUUCAUGAAACGAGAGAUGGCCUCCGUUUGGCUCAAAACUGCUGAUGGUUCAAUUCUGAAAGUGGAACGAAACUUUGCAAUGUGCUGUUCCAUGAUAUGGCAAGAGGUACUCAAGGGUGUUGGAACUUCUCAGAAUGAUGCAAUAUCGCUCCCACCGGAAGUAAACCAAGAUAUGCUCAGCUUGAUUCAAGAGUACUGUGCAUUCCAUGUAAUGCCUGGACGUUCAGACAAGGAACGAAAAACUUAUAAUAAAAAAUUCACCGGGAUGCACAAAGAGAAGCUAUGUGAGUUGGGCUUAGCCGCUACUAGUUUGCAGCUGGAGCCUGGGGUUGAUCUUAAUCGUCGCGCACUUACACGAAUCCUUGAAGGAAAAACCCUUGAGGAGACUGCAGAGUUUUUUAAUUUUCCUGAUGACAUAACUGAGGAGGAGAAAUUAGAACCUGUGAAGAACACAAUGAAUAAUACAGGGAUUCGACUACGGAAUAAAUUGUACGCAAAGAAAAAGGAGCUGAAAGAAAGAGAGAGUUUGAAGAAUGUUGAGGUUAAAAAACAUGUGGACGAACGUUCUGUGGAUGACUUGGUAUCAUUUAUCAACGGAGGAGAUGCCAAGGUGGUAAAGAAGAAGAACAAGAAAAAGAAGAAGAACAAGAAAAAGAAGGGCAAGAAGACUGUUUCCUCAAAUGAAAAAGAAGGAGCCGAAGAGACUGGAACCAUCACGAGAGAGGAGGUAGAGGUACCCAACUUACCUAGUGCGGAAGAUGACAUCUUUAGGUCAAUGCUCGGGUCUGAAGAUGAUGAAGAUGAUGAAGAUGAUGAUGAAGAUGAUGAUGAAGUUGAUAAAUUGGUAGCAGAUUUUGCUCGAAGAUUGCACGCCGAUAUCGUUAGAUCGAAAGGACAAGUAAGAACACGCCUGUUCAAUUUUCCAUAAACGACAUCGGGACAACAAGACGCAUAUAGGUUAUAGUCUUCAGGACACAAUUGAUGAAUUCAAUGGCUUGGUACAGUUUUGGUUGGUUAUAUGAGCAAAUAGGAGAGAGAGAGAAUGGUUCACCAGUUGCUGAAGUAGAUACAGUUCUGACUUGAUUUCUUUACUUUGUAAUGAUUGAUCCUUUUAUUUUGUAAAACCACAUUUGAAUAUUUUUGCUGGUGUGUACAAUUCUGAGUUCGAUUCUAUAAUUGUUUCUUGUUUAAGUUUAUGUUUAUAUGAACUCAC
Molecule: messenger RNA, 1416 nt
Organism: Eruca vesicaria subsp. sativa (arugula)
Lineage: Eukaryota; Viridiplantae; Streptophyta; Magnoliopsida; Brassicales; Brassicaceae
Source: the annotation of a GenBank genome assembly